UCUCAUUCAUGUUUUAUAAUCCAAAAUCUUCGCUUGCAACUUUCUCCAACCAUUUUUCUAGGGUUCAUAAUCUCGUUGAAGAAAAAUGGCGAAAGUUGUAGCUUUUAGUAGCACUCAUCAAAUGAGUGGAGGCUCCAAAGCUAAUAAGAGAAAGACUCCCAUUGAACUUAGAGGAGAACAAUUGAACAGGACUAGUUUUGUUGACCAAGCUAAAGAGUCUUUUGAUGCUUUACGCCCUUGCAAAAGUAUUGAGAGGGAGUAUGUGUUUAAGAAGCAAGAACAGUUGAAUAAUCCAAAAUACAUUGAGCUGCGUAUGGAUGAACUCUAUCCUGUCAAAAAGGCUCCCCUUAGUUGGAUGCAAUCUAGCAAAGAGGAAAAUGGUGUGAAAGAGCAAUCCAGCAACUUAUUCAAUGUUUCUUUACUCUCAAAUGUUGCUGCCAUCAAAAGACAACAACUUAUUCGUGAGGACAAUAAUGCGUCUACUGAAGUUUCUAAUGAUACUGACACCGAAGCUCGACAAACAAAUGAGGGAUGCAGCGAGAGCAUGUUUCGAAGUGUCACAGAACUUUCAACAAGAGGUGAAGAGUUAUCCCACUUGCCAGAUAUUGAUAUGACCAAAGCACUGAAAAGACUUGCUAAUUGUGCACCAUUACCGGUUCAGCCUGAUGACAUAAGUGGGGAAUCUGAUACUGCUUCGUUAAGUGGAAAUUUUGUAUCGGAAUUCCACAUUCCUGGGCGAGAGAUUCCUCUGGACCUUUCUAUGAAGACUUAUGCUCGACUUGUUUCCUCUUCCUCAUUACAUUGGUUGCAUAGGUCAAUCAUGGGUAGCACCUACAACGGUAUGCCACAGCUAAAGUCGCUGUCGUGUAAUGUGGUAAAUGAAGAUAACAGUAAUGGUUCUGGAUCAGCUGUGGUUUCUCAGGUGUUAAAUUCCAUGUCGCUACACUCAUGGGUUUAUCCCCAGUCCACGUUGCCAUCUUUUAUCAUUUCAGCAUUGAUAACAUCUGGACCAGACAGAGGUGAAGAUGAUUUCCUACAAAAGAGACAAUUAGCAUGGGAAGAUGCUUUCCGAAGUCUAUAUUUUAUGUUUCGGAAGAAUCUCUGCAAAAUAUUUUAUGUUUGUACUUCACAGUUUGUGGCAAUGUUCACCGGAAGCUGUCAGGCAGGGGGUGUCAAACGCUCAUGCAAUGCCAAUGCCUAUAUCACUCAAUCAACUAGAAGAUUGAGAGCCAUGCUUAAAGACCUUGACAUAUGCUACUCUAUGCCUCUUUGCAAAACUAAAAUGGAUGAGACCACAGUUGAAGAUCUUGAAGAAAUUUCAGAGAUAGAGAAUCAUAACCUUGGCCAGACUCGUCGUUUACGUUCCGUUUCAAACAUAGAUAAUACUCCACAAUCGUUCUUAGCCUUUGAGGGUAACGAGAGCGUAAAUGGAGUAUAUGAUCUUCUGUUAAAUUAUAGGUCUUCUUUGGGAUUUCUUCUCACCGAAGACGUACCUGUAUUAUAUUCACCUGUGCCAUUUCAGAAUGCUGCAGUGUCUUCUCCUGAGAUCAAGUGCACGGAGAUGGUAAAAACAGAUCAUACAAGUUGCUACAUGGUCGAGAUAAAGAGUGAAUAUCUUCCGCCGUGGAUUAUUAGCAAUAUUUGUGCAAACGUGGGUGCUAAUGGACAAAACUUUGAAGCCAGCUUUGUGACCGAGCCAACCUCUGUUAGCUUAAACAUGGGUCUACCACAAAUCCCUGAGAAAACCAAGCCAGAGACUUCAGUCACCGAAGGCACAGGAGAAACAAAGGAUAAUGCGUCUGGAAUCCCUGGAUCAGUGGUCUGCCUUCAGCUUCAAUCAGGCUAUCUAAAGAGCUUGAAGUAUUGCAACAACUUGAACACUGUUUCUGUUUCGCUGUCUCCCUCGUGAUCUGUAUUUGCAUAAGAUGCUAACAUCUUC
Molecule: messenger RNA, 1939 nt
Organism: Eruca vesicaria subsp. sativa (arugula)
Lineage: Eukaryota; Viridiplantae; Streptophyta; Magnoliopsida; Brassicales; Brassicaceae
Source: the annotation of a GenBank genome assembly